Calidris pugnax (ruff) is the source of this 3010-nucleotide messenger RNA. RefSeq names its product ADAM metallopeptidase domain 11 (gene ADAM11). Gene Ontology annotation, biological process: proteolysis. The record is from RefSeq and is a predicted model, not a curated record. Gene Ontology annotation, molecular function: metalloendopeptidase activity. Lineage: Eukaryota; Metazoa; Chordata; Aves; Charadriiformes; Scolopacidae. The coding region runs from base 1 to 2682 and encodes 893 amino acids. The transcript has 29 exons.
AUGGAGCCCGGUGCGUGCGAUGAGUUUGCCCGGUCUCAGGCGCCGCAGAGCGCGGCUCCCGCUGCCGCCGGCAGGAAUUGGGGGCUGCACCUGGCCCGGGUGAGCUUCGUGGUGCGCGCCUUCGGCUCGGCCUUCACCCUCGACCUGCGCCUCAACCACCACCUCCUCUCCUCCCACUACGUGGAGCGGCACCUCGGCGCGGGUGGCAACGGCACCCACAGCACGGGCGCAGGGGAGCACUGCUACUACCAGGGCCGGGUCCGGGGGCAGCCCCGCUCCUUCGCCGCCCUCUCCAGCUGCCAGGGCCUGCACGGGGUCUUCUCGGACGGCCGAGCCACCUACCUGAUCGAGCCCCAGGCGGGCGCGGAGCACGGGCAGGGCCUUCGACCACACGUCGUCCAGCGCGUCCCCAGCUGCGCCCGACCGGGCUGCCUCUUCCCUGCGCUGAACCAGCACCUCGCGGGUGGGUUACCAAAGCUGCGGCGGCGGCGGCAGGUCCGCCGAGCCCAGCACACGGUUCACAGCGAGACCAAGUACAUCGAGCUGGCGGUGGUGAACGACCACCAGCUGUUCCUGCAGUUCCGCAAGUCCGUGGUUCUCACCAGCAACUUCGCCAAGUCUGUGGUCAACCUGGCUGACAUGAUCUACAAGGAGCAGCUCAACACCCGCAUCGUGCUGGUGGCCAUGGAGACCUGGGCCUCGGAGGACCGGAUCCGGAUGGGGGAGGACUCCCUGGAGACCCUGAACGAGUUUGUGAAGUACCGGCGCGAGGGCCCGGCGGAGCAGAGCGACACCGUCCACCUCUUCUCGGGUCGGACCUUCCAGAGCAGCCGCAGCGGCACCGCCUUCGUGGGGGGCAUCUGCUCGCCCGCCCGCGCCGGGGGUGUCAAUGAGUACGGCAACGUGGCGGCCAUGGCGGUGACGCUGGCGCAGACGCUGGGGCAGAACGUGGGCAUGAUGUGGAACAAGCACCGCGCGGCGGCAGGGGGAUUUGUCCCCAGCACCGUCCCCUCGUCCCUGCAGAUCUACAAGGAGCAGCUCAACACCCGCAUCGUGCUGGUGGCCAUGGAGACCUGGGCCUCGGAGGACCGGAUCCGGAUGGGGGAGGACUCCCUGGAGACCCUGAAUGAGUUCUUUGUUCCUGGGGGGGGAUUUGUCCCCAGCACCGUCCCCUCGUCCCUGCAGAUCUACAAGGAGCAGCUCAACACCCGCAUCGUGCUGGUGGCCAUGGAGACCUGGGCCUCGGAGGACCGGAUCCGGAUGGGGGAGGACUCCCUGGAGACCCUGAACGAGUUUGUGAAGUACCGGCGCGAGGGCCCGGCGGAGCAGAGCGACACCGUCCACCUCUUCUCGGGUCGGACCUUCCAGAGCAGCCGCAGCGGCACCGCCUUCGUGGGGGGCAUCUGCUCGCCCGCCCGCGCCGGGGGUGUCAACGAGUACGGCAACGUGGCGGCCAUGGCGGUGACGCUGGCGCAGACGCUGGGGCAGAACGUGGGCAUGAUGUGGAACAAGCACCGCACGGCGGCAGGGGACUGCCGGUGCCCGGACUCCUGGCUGGGCUGCAUCAUGGAGGACACAGGGUACUACCUCCCACGGAAGUUCUCCCGCUGCAGCAUCGACGAGUACAACCAGUUCCUGCAGGAUGGCGGUGGCAGCUGCCUCUUCAACAAACCCCUGAAGCUCCUGGACCCUCCGGAGUGCGGCAACGGCUUCGUGGAGGCGGGAGAGGAGUGUGACUGCGGCUCGCUGGCGGAGUGUGCGAAGAGCGGGGGCAACUGCUGCAAGAAGUGCACGCUGACCCACGACGCCAUGUGCAGCGACGGGCUCUGCUGCAAGGGCUGCAAGUACGAGCCGCGCGGUGUGUCCUGCCGGGAGGCCGUGAACGAGUGUGACAUCCCCGAGAGCUGCACUGGGGACUCCAGCCAGUGCCCCCCCAACCUCCACAAGCUGGACGGCUACUUCUGUGAAAACGAGCAGGGACGAUGCUACGGCGGGCGCUGCAAGACCAGAGACCGGCAGUGCAACGCGCUGUGGGGCCGUGGCUCGGCUGAGCGUUUCUGCUACGAGAAGCUCAACGUGGAGGGGACCGAGAGGGGCAACUGCGGGCGCGAGGGCCUGGGCUGGCUGCAGUGCAACAAGCAGGAUGUCCUCUGCGGCUUCCUCCUCUGCGCCAACAUCUCGGGGGCGCCCCGGCUGGGCGAGCUCAGCGGGGAGAUCGCCGCCACCACCUUCUUCCACCAGAACCGCUACGUGGACUGCAGGGGAGGCCACGUGCAGCUGGUGGACGGCUCGGACCUGAGCUACGUGGAGGACGGGACGCCAUGCGGGCCCGGGAUGCUGUGUCUCGACCGCAAAUGCCUUCCAGCCACCGCCUUUAACUUCAGCUCCUGCCCCGGCAGCUGGGACGGGAAGAUCUGCUUCGACCACGGGGUUUGCAGCAACGAGGGGAAGUGCAUCUGCCGGGCGGAGUGGACGGGGAAGGACUGCAGCGUCUACGACCCCAUCCCCGAGCCAAAGCCCACGGGGGAGACGGAGCGAUACAAGGGUCCCAGUGGCACCAAUAUCAUUAUCGGCUCCAUCGCGGGGGCCGUGCUGGUGGCCGCCAUCGUCCUAGGGGGGACAGGCUGGGGAUUUAAGAACAUCCGUCGAGGAAGGUACGACCCGGCACAACAGGGAGUGUAACCGUCCCCCCCAUCAUCUCCUCCUCGUCACCGUCCCUGUCACCGUCACCGUCCGGCGGCCUGACGGCGUGGGAGCCCCCCCGGCCGGGCCCGUCUGUCCGUGUCGCUGUGUGUCCGGCCGUGCUGUCUCCAUCUCUGUGCCCCCCUACAGCUGAAAAGAGACGGCGGUUGAGUGGGGAGGGGGGGCCUGGCAGCAGCCCCCCCCGUGCUGGCUCUUUUCAGCUCAGUGUCCCUCCCAUGUGUCCCCCCUCCGUGUCACAGCCCCACACUAAACGCACCCCACUUCUGUGUUGCAGGUCCGGGGGGUCCUGAGUGGGGCCACUUUGCCC